CACAGGCCACGAGUCACGUGGUGGAACUCGCCAGGACAAGCGAGAGCAUAAGCCGCUGAGUGACGUCACUGGGCCGGCCAUGUCACGUGAGCAGGAACCAGCUGUGGCGGGGAGGGGGUCACGUGACGCUGCCCCUUGCUUGCGCCGCCCGCUCAGCCCGCGCUUCCUCACACCGUGCCAGGUCUCAAAGGAGUGUUCGACUGGAAAAUCUCCAUUGGCUGCCACCUAGAGGUCGGGGAGGGAGUUUCUCCUUCUGUGAGUUUCGAGGCAUCUCUGAUCAGCCUGAUUCCCAGUUACAAAGAUGUCGUAUGGGUCGCUGGACGGGAGUGGAUUUGGAAGCAGAAACCCUUUCAGUGGACCCUCUACACAAGGAUACCAACCUCUAGCUUCCCAGAUCGAUGAGAAUGAACUGCAGGAACUUUUCCAGAUCACUUCCGGUGACGUUUAUCGGAUAAACAUUAAUGUACAGUCUUUGGAGAGAAUCCUUCGUUCCCUGGGGACUGCUAGUGACACACAGGAGCUGAGGGAUCGCCUCCAUUUCACACAGCAAGAAACCAAUAACACUAUCACUACCAGCACCAAAUCCAUUCGACAACUGUCCGAGUUUGUUCAGGGGUCGUGUCGGGAUCGUCUUCAGCUGGAGAGAAUAAAAAGCCAGUUAUCCGAUAUCAUCCAGCGCUACGGAGUCGUGCAGAAGAAAAUUGCAGACAAGUCCAAAUCACUGCUGUGUGCUGAGCAGAAGAAUAUAAAGCAGAGCCCCCAGGCUCCUUUCUCAGACCUUGCAGAUGAUGAAAAGAUUUUUAAUGGUGGAGACGAAGCGUGGCAGAGCCAGAAGCAAACCCAAGAUUUGACAGAGAUCAGCGAAGAGGAUCUCGAUCAAAUCCAUCAAAAGGAGGAAGCCUUAAAACUGAUCGAGAGUGAUGUGCUUGAUGUGAACCAGAUUAUGAAGGACUUGGCAUCUAUUGUCUAUGAGCAAGGAGAUACUAUAGACAGCAUUGAAUCCAAUAUAGAGACUGCUUCUUCUAAUGUGGAAUCUGUCAAUCGCCAGUUGGCUAAAGCCAGUCAGCACCAAAGGCGCACCCUUAGAAUGACCUGUGCCCCGAGGAAGAGGAAGGAGAAGUUUUCUCCUCUUGAGCUUGAGAUUUUGGUGGCCGAAGUGACCAAGAAUCAUUCGAAGCUUUAUGGAAGCGAGCGAGUCAACCUGAGCCAGCCGGCACGGGAGAGAAUCUGGUUAGAGAUUGCCAAGAAGAUCAACACUGUAGCCCGGUCGCCCAGAACCACUAGAGACCUGAGGAGACGUUGGGACGACAUGAAGAGACGGACCAAGGAAAAGCUGGCGAUUAUAAGACGCUCGGUGGUGACUUCUAGUAGAAGAUGCAGCCCAUCGAGUCUGCAAAAUGACGCCAACAGUGAUAUUUACCCCGGGUUUGGAGGAGACGAAGAAGAUGAAGAUCAUGAUGAUAUUGAUGUGGAGACUGAUGCCCCACACAUAGCCCUAGAGCUUCAGUCAGAUGAGGAGGAAAAUGGUCCUGGGUGCACAUGGGUGCCGCUUAAAACUAUUGAAAUGCCAGUGACGACUGAGCCGGAAAUGUCCGACCAUCCUGUGAUCAUCCAGACUUCUGCUUCUUCUCCUUCACCCCCAUCCUCUCCUCAUGCUCAUCUCAAAUCCACCUUCAUGAGUCGCCUCUCCCAGUCCACUCAACAUCCCAGGAGAAAACAUGACGUCUCGGAGUUUGAAAAGCAGUUGAUGGAGAGUCAGUUGCAACAAAACAGCCUUUUAUCUUCUUGGUACCAACAACAAAGCUCCCUAUUGGUCCAGCAGAACCUCAUCCUGGAGAACCUUGUAGAACAGAGCAGACGCUUGGCAGACAAUGUAGAGAUGCUGAACAGAACCCUGGAAAAGAUGGCGGACAGUAACCAUUUCCACAGGGAGACGGUGCAUUAUGUGCAGGAACGUACUAAGGGUUCAUCUUCCCGCCCACCUCCCAGAAUUCCUACUGGGGAGUCGGGGGGACAGGCUGGUAUAGAAGUCUUCUCUGGGAUGAUCCUCAAAGUUGAAGAAGAGAUGUAAAGAACAUUAUAUUUUCCUGAAAACAAUGACUUUAUAAUUGAGAACAUUUUUUUUGUACCGAUGGGCAAAUAUAUAUAAAAAAAAAAUAUAUAUAUAUAUAUAUAUAUAAGAAUAUAUCCCAAAUUCUCCCCCCACCCCAAGUUCUUCUCCUACUAGGUAGUUCUACCUAACCCUCGCGCUGGAGGACAAAGACUCUCCUUACACAACUCAUAUCCAGAGCCCUUUUUGUAGGUCGUGAGAGACGUUGUGCAUAUUUUCUAUUUGGAUUUAUCGGUUUCUGAGAAAAUAUUUUGUAUUUUGUUCUUUUUAUUCAAGAAUAAUAUUUUUCUUACAUAAAUUUAAAACGAAAAAAAAAAAAUCAAAAAAGUUUUAACUUUUCAUAUUUAUCUUACAGGAAUAGGGUAGUUCUUGUGAAGCCAUGGAAUGCAUAAUCACAAAUAAGUAGCUCAGAUGAGUAGGCCUGGGGCUCCCGCUUAUAAAGCAGCAUUGCAGUGUCGCACCGUCAUGUCACAUUCACUCAAUGGCCAAACCAAAAGACUGGCUCUAAAGGUAUUAUAUUUGGGGGAAUCAACCUGAUGAAGGAUAGAAAUUUACUGAAUAAUGCAUAUGGCUCUGUAAAUGUACACCAAUGGGAAAUGUAUGUCUGUGGAACAUUGUUACUGGGAGUUGUUUCAGCCACAAGAGCAUUGGUGAAGUUAGGCACUGAUGUUGGGGGAUCAGGCUCAUGGGGGUUCCAAUUCAUCCUACAGGGGUUCAGUUGGGUUGACCCUCCCUUUGCUGCUAUAACAGCCCCUACUCUUCUGGGAAGGUUCCACUAGAUGUUGGGACAUUGUUGCUGGGAGUUGCUUCCAUUCAGCCAUAAGAGCAUUAGUGAUGUUGGGCACUGAUGUUGGGAAUUAAGUCUGACUUACAGUUGGGGUUCCAUUUCAUCCCCAGGGGUUCAGUUGGGCUGAGCUCAGGGAUCUCUGCAGUCCACUUCUUCCUAUCCAGGAAACCCAUGGGGACACCUGCCCCCCAACAUCUCAUGCCCAAACCAAGCGGAUUAGUAUGAAGUUGCCCCUCUCCUUUUGCUUCUAUAACAGCCCCUUCUUUUCUGAGAAGGUUCCCACUAGAUGUUGGAACAUUAUUAUUUUGUUUUGUUGCUUCCAUUCAGACACAAGAGCAUUGGUGAAGUAGGGCACUGAUGUUGGGGAUCAAGCUCAUGGGGGUUCCAAUUCAUCCCACAGGGGUUCAGUUGGGUUGCCCCUCCCUUUGCUGCUAUAACUGCCCCUACUCCUCUGGGAAGGUUCCACUAGAUGUUGCAACAUUGUUGCUGGGAGUUGCUUCCAUUCAGACACAGUGAGGUUGGACACGGAUGUUGGGGUUCAGGUCUGACUUACAGUUGGGGUUCCAGUUCAUCCCCAAGGGUUCGGUUUGGCUGAGCUCGGGGAUCUGUGCAGUCCGGUUUUCCCACGCCAGCAAACCCAUGGGGAAACCUGCCCCCCAACAUCUCAUGCCCAAACCAAGGGGAUCAGUAUGAAGUUGCCCCUCUCCUUUUGCUUCUUUGAAAGCCCCUACUCUUCUAGGAAGGUCCCACUAGAUGUUGGAACAUUGUUGGUGGGAGUUGUUUCCAUUCAGACACGAGCAUUGGUGAGGUUGGGCACUGAUGUUGGGGAUCAGGUCUGACCUACAGUUUGGGUUCCAGUUCAUCAGUUGGGUUGAGAUCAGGGAUCUGUGCAGUCCGGUUUUUUUUAUCCAGCAAAGCCAUGGGGACACCUGCUCCCCAACAUCUUAUGCCCAAACCAAGGGGAUUAGUUGCCCCUCUCCUUUUGCUUCUUUAACUGCCCCUUCUCUUCUAGGAAGAUUCCACUAGAUGUUGGAAGUGGAACAUUGUUGCUGGGAGUUGCUUCUAUUCAGCAACAAGAGCAUUAGUGAGGUUGGACACUUAUGUUGGGGAUCAAGCUCACAUUUUGGUUUCAGUUGGUUUUCCCCCUUCCUUUUCUGCUAUAACAGCCCCAACUCUUGUGGGAAGGUUCCACUAGAUGUUGGAACACUGUUGCUGGCAGUUGCUUCCAUUCUGCCACAAGAGCAUUAGUGAGGUUGGACACUGAUGUUGGGGAUCAAGCUAAUGGGGGUUCCAAUACAUCCCACAGGGGUUCAGUUUUGCUGAGCUCAGGGAACGUCAUCAAACCCAUUCUGUAGGACCUGGCUUUGUGCAUGGGGGCAUCAUUGGGCUGAAAAAGGAAAGGUCCUUCCCCAAAUUGUGUCGCAAAGUAGGAAGCACAACAUUAUCAGGAAUAUCGUAUUAUGUAGUAUCAGCAGUGAUGGCUGUAGCCAAUCUGAUCAUUAGAAGAGGUGUUGAUAUACUUUUGGCUGUAUAUAAAGUAUUUUAACACUGUAGGUGGAGCUAUGGUGAAGUAGCCCCUCCCCCACUAGCAAACGAGUUCAAUGAGAUACAAACUGUAUAUUUCUCUUCAUGAGGACAAAGCUUGGGAUUGGAGACUGUGUGAUUUUUGGGAAGCCACAGACACCUCUGCUGAGCGAGUGGAGAAGUGUCUCAUGGUUAGGCAUGGUCAGGCGGUUGCUGUUGUGUGACUGUAACUACCAACAUCCUAUGCUGUACUUGUGGAAUUUUAUUUAAAGGGGUUCUUUGCCUUUAAAUUAACUGUUAGUGUGAUGUAGAGAGGGAUAUUCUAAGACAAUUUACAAUUGGUUUUCAUUUUUUAUUAUUUGUGGUUUUUGA
Messenger RNA from Xenopus laevis (African clawed frog), 4793 nucleotides. RefSeq names its product t-SNARE domain containing 1 S homeolog (gene tsnare1.S). The record is from RefSeq and is a predicted model, not a curated record. The transcript has 13 exons. The coding region runs from base 302 to 2071 and encodes 589 amino acids. NCBI's taxonomy places the organism in Eukaryota, Metazoa, Chordata, Amphibia, Anura, Pipidae.